AUGUGCAGUGCUAGUGUUCAUACGGAUUCUAAUAAUCAAUUUAUUAAAAACCGAGGUAAUCAUAAUAGCCAUUUACCAUCUCCAGAGAAGAUAGAAUUACGAAGGUUUAAGAAUGUAGUAAAAACAAGAGUAGUACAUGAAUCAACUCCAAUUGGUGUGAGAUACGAUCAAGAACUUGCUCGUGCUAAUUUUUCUCAGUGUGGAUUGGCAACUUGUUUAUCAUCACAAGAAGCUAUUCGUCGUCAAAAAACACCUAUUCUACCUAAAUCUAGUGAUUUUUAUAUACCACUUAUUUAUUCAACAACAAUUGAUAGUCGACGAUUUCUUUUAUCAGAUAUAACUAAUUAUCAGAAAAGAACCAUAAUCUUCUCAACUGAUGAACAAUUAACUACUCUUUUUAAAGCAAAGCAAAUUAUGAUGGAUGGGACUUUUGAUGCUGUUCCACUUCAUUUCGAACAGGUUUACACGGUUCAUGGUUUUCCUUGUGCCAUAGCAUUACUAACAGGUAAAUCUAGUAAUAUUUACAAACACUUAUUCGACGAAUUAGAAACUCAUGCAACUCGAUUACAGCUUAAUUUUAAUCCCAUGACAAUAACAUUCGACUUUGAAAAGUCUUUAAUAAAAGCAGUUCGAGAAAAGUUUCCUCAAGCAAAACAUCAUGGAUGUUAUUUUCAUUUUUGUCAAACAAUAUAUAGAAAAAUUCAAAAUCUUGGUCUUGCGACACAUUAUCGAGAUGAUGAUAAUAUUCGUGAUACUUGCCGCCAUUUAAUGAGUCUUCCUCUGUUACCUUGCCGAGAAGUUGAAGAUGGAUUCGAACAUCUUGUUUCAAAAGCACCACCACUUCUUAGUAAUCUUCUUGAUUAUUUUCGAAAUUUUUGGUUUCGUCAAAUGCCUGUCGAGCUAUGGAAUGUGCAUAAUAUUGAUAUCAGGACAAACAAUCACGCUGAAGGUCAGCACUGUAGAAUAACAAUGUCAGAUAUGACUAAAGAUACCGGUGAAGUGAAUCUUGCUAUUCAUCCAAGUAUCCGUGCCAUUGUCAUAAUUACUGGUUCAGAUGUUAAUGAAGUUAAUGUUGCUCAUGAUCUUGUUGUUGAUGAAGUUAAUGUUGCUGGUAAUACACUUGCCCAUGAUGUUGCUGUUGUUAACUCUUGUGCGAGUGCAGAUACGCAACGAACAAUUCGUCAUGUUAAACCUUGGCUAUGGUCUAAAAAGAAAGCAUUUGUUGUAAUUUUGGUUAUCAAGAUUAUUGAAAUCGUAAGUACCAUCUUUUAA
Messenger RNA from Rotaria socialis, 1272 nucleotides. Lineage: Eukaryota; Metazoa; Rotifera; Eurotatoria; Philodinida; Philodinidae. The record is from the annotation of a GenBank genome assembly.